AUGUUGCCUAGGAGCCGAACUCUUCCUAGCAGAAUCCACCAUGGAGUGGUGGAAGAAAGGCAAGAUAUCAGGCACUACUUACAAGUGGAAGUCCAACCUAAAGUUAGUGAGAGUGAAGCUAUCAACCCUCAAUCCAAUUACUCAAAGUGUUUUGAUGAUGAUGGCCGCUUGAAAAGAACAGGAAAUUUCUGGACUGCUUCUUCGCACAUAAUUACUGCUGUUAUAGGAUCAGGAGUCCUAUCGUUGGCUUGGGCCAUAGCGCAGCUCGGUUGGGUUGCUGGACCGGCUGUUAUGGUCCUAUUUGCCUUUGUAAAUCUCUACACUUCGAAUCUACUAGCACAGUGCUACAGGGCUGGCGACCCUGUCACGGGACAGAGAAAUUACACCUACAUGGAUGCUGUCAAAUCUUUCUUAGGAGGACGGAAGGUGACGUUAUGUGGAUUGAUUCAAUACUUGAAUUUGUUUGGAGUUGCUAUUGGUUAUACUAUUGCAGCAUCAGUCAGCAUGAUGGCAAUAAAGAGAUCCAACUGUUUCCACAGAAGUGGAGGAAAAGAUCCAUGCCAUAUGUCAAGCAAUGGGUAUAUGAUAACAUUUGGAAUCAUAGAGAUCUUGUUUUCUCAGAUACCGGACUUUGAUCAAGUAUGGUGGCUUUCUAUAGUUGCUGCUAUUAUGUCUUUCACGUAUUCUACAGCUGGUUUGGGUCUUGGUAUUGGAAAAGUUGCAGGAAAUGGAACCUUCAAAGGAAGCCUGACUGGUAUCAGUAUCGGGACGGAAACGCAUGCUGGAAGAGUUACUUCUACACAGAAACUAUGGAGAAGUCUGCAAGCUCUUGGAGCUACUGCCUUUGCUUAUUCAUUUUCCAUGAUCCUCAUUGAAAUUCAGGAUACAAUAAGAUCUCCACCUGCAGAACACAAAACUAUGAAGAAAGCAACUUUAUUUAGCAUCGGUACAACGACAGUUUUCUACUUACUCUGUGGAUGCAUGGGCUAUGCAGCUUUUGGUGAUAUGGCCCCUGGAAAUCUUUUGACUGGCUUUGGAUUCUACAACCCCUACUGGCUAUUAGACAUUGCUAAUGUUGCUAUCGUUGUUCAUCUAGUUGGUGCUUAUCAGGUGUUUUGCCAGCCAUUGUUUGCAUUUGUGGAAAAAUGGAGUGCUCGCAAGUGGCCAAAGAGCGAUUUUGUGACAGCAGAGUAUGAGAUACCCAUCCCCUUUUACGGCGUUUACCAGCUGAACUUUUUCCGGCUAGUAUGGAGAACCAUAUUUGUUCUGCUGACAACUGUAAUAGCCAUGCUCCUGCCCUUCUUCAAUGAUAUUGUUGGACUCCUCGGUGCCAUGGGAUUCUGGCCCUUGACAGUUUUCUUUCCCAUCGAGAUGUACAUUUGUCAGAAGAAGGUUGGGCGAUGGACAGGCCAGUGGCUAGGGCUUCAGAUUCUCAGCAUUGCGUGCCUCAUGAUCACCAUAGCUGCAGCUGUUGGCUCUGUUGCUGGGGUUGUGUUGGAUCUCAAAACUUACAAGCCAUUUAAAACUAGUUACUGA
Molecule: messenger RNA, 1536 nt
Organism: Dovyalis caffra
Lineage: Eukaryota; Viridiplantae; Streptophyta; Magnoliopsida; Malpighiales; Salicaceae
Source: the annotation of a GenBank genome assembly